AACGUGAGUCAGGUACAUAAAUACAAAAUACUGUAGCGUUUAGAAAGCAUUCUUACAUUAUCCAUCACAAAUUUCAUCGGCCCCAGCCUACGAGAGAAUAAUGAAAAUCCUUCCGCAAGUUUUACGAAGAAAAUUGUCUAUCUUGAAACCAUAUCUGCCCUACGGCGUUCUAGAGCCAUGGGACGAUCUAAAUCCCCGACUUUACCACGCCGUUCACAUUUACUGGCUUAAAUUUUAUGGCAUGUGGUAUAACAAAUAUUCUUUAAAUAGCGUUUACUUCUGGCUUCAAAUUAUUUAUAGCGCAAUUGUGCUGUACCUUGUUUGCUUGAUGCCCAUGAUUGGAGAGGUUGUGUAUCUACUAAGACGGCAAGAUAACGUCGGAGAAAUAGCUGAAGGGUUAUAUUUAUUCCUCAGUGAAAUGUACACAUAUUUUAAGCUAACAGUAUUUUGGUUGAAUAAGCGGAAAAUUUUGAGUCUUCUAAAAUAUUUGAAUUGCAAGGAAUUCAAGCCAGAAGAGCCGGAGCACCGGGAUAUUUUACGAAAAAGUAUAAAAACAGCCCGCUUUGUAAUGACGUCAUACUCCACCAUGUGUGUUGGAGCCGUUUCAGUUGCUAUUAUAAUGCCGUUCACGGAAAAUUUCGACAUAUUACCGACGAAUGUUGAAUACCCAUACAUAGAUGCUACUAAGCCUCCUGCCUACGUAUUAUUAUAUAUUCACCAUGUAUAUUAUAAACCAGCGACUUGUAUUAUUGAUGGCGUAAUGGACACUAUUUUAGCAGCCUUUGUUGCAUGUGCGAUUGGACAAAUAAAAAUUCUAUCGUUCAAUCUGCGUAAUUUCGAUAUAAUAGCGGAGAGGAAAUGCAAAAGAGCAGAAGCGAGGCAGUCAUAUAACAUCGGACACCACGAGUAUUACACGAAAUUGGUUCUCAAGAAGUGCAUUAUACAUUACAACGCUAUCAUACGAUACGUAUCAAUGAUCGAGAGCGCCUUUAGCCUGGCUUCGGCACUACAAUUCAUGUUGAGUGUUAUGGUUCUUUGUUUAGUUGGAGUUCGAUUUUUAUCGAUCGAAAACCCGAGAAGUCACCCCAUACAAAUCAUUUGGAUGGCAAUUUACCUGACUUGUAUGUUAAUAGAAAUAUUCAUUCUGUGCUGGUUCGGGAACGAGCUCAUUUUGAAGAGCUUAGAGCUUCGUCAAGCAGCGUAUGAUGGGCCGUGGAUGAUUUUGGAGCCAAAGACAAGAAUGCUUGUUAUUGUGUUCAUAGAACGGUGCAACCGACCUUUGAGGGUCACUGCAGGGAAGAUAUUCACGUUGUCACUUGAUACUUAUACAAAUCUGAUAAAUUGGUCGUAUAAGGCAUUUGCAGUGAUGAGAAAUAUGAAGAAAUAGAAAUCCGCGAAUUACGAAGCGAUUUAUUUUUAGUAGCUUAUUUAUUUAUAAGUAAUUCUGUUUAUUAUAGCGAAAUUAAAUCCUUAUCACUACAUACAAAUCCUAGUUUGCUGUUUAUAAAGCGAUUAACAAACCUAA
Molecule: messenger RNA, 1525 nt
Organism: Colias croceus (clouded yellow)
Lineage: Eukaryota; Metazoa; Arthropoda; Insecta; Lepidoptera; Pieridae
Gene: Or-44
Product: odorant receptor 2a-like
Exons: 9
Coding region: 101-1387 (428 amino acids)
Biological process (GO): sensory perception of smell; detection of chemical stimulus involved in sensory perception of smell
Cellular component (GO): plasma membrane
Molecular function (GO): olfactory receptor activity; odorant binding
Source: RefSeq, a predicted model, not a curated record